Sceloporus undulatus (fence lizard) is the source of this 968-nucleotide messenger RNA. RefSeq lists its product as uncharacterized. The transcript has 7 exons. NCBI's taxonomy places the organism in Eukaryota, Metazoa, Chordata, Lepidosauria, Squamata, Phrynosomatidae. Bases 60 to 968 code for a protein of 302 amino acids. The record is from RefSeq and is a predicted model, not a curated record.
AAACACUCCAACUUCAUAAUCUAGGCCUCCUCUAACCUGGUUCAAGCAACACUGCCAAAAUGCCAGAACAGCAACAGUCAGGACUCCAGCUCAGAGGCAAUCAAUGCAACAUGACAGACAUAUUGCAGAGAAUUUCCCUUUCCAAGCCACCUGUGGACCAGGGUAUGUACAGUUCAUUGUACAUAUCAGACUAUAAGCCAUAUUCUGAAUACUACCAGCAUCCACCUGUCAUGGACCGCUCACAGAAGCUGAAACUGGAAGCCCAACUGAAGCAAAAGGAAUUUGCAAAGCCUGUUGAAAAGGAGCCUGUAAGAUAUGUUGAAGAACCUAUUUGUCAGGAGGUUGUUCCACCUUAUCCUAUAAGAAUGGAUCCGAGGGUGUCAAAAGUCCAAGGAGCUCCACUAGUGUUCCAAGAGAUCCAAGACGAUCAAAGGAAUGACACUCCUCCUACUGAGUCAAGUCCAAUCCACCCAAAAGAAGGCGAGAGACUAGAUCAGCAAACAGAUGGAUGCAUCCUGCAAGCUAACAUAGAUGGACCCUGCUUCAAGCAAGAACAGGGCCAGAACUGGAGUGAUUAUCAACAAUUUCUCUUGGAAUCACGACGAUCUAGUCAAGCACAAGUUAAAGAAAUUAAGAAAUUGAACCGGGAAACAUCUGUAUUUCCAAAAGAUUACAUCGGCAGUACAGAGGCAAGUACUUACCAAAGGGAUUACAAAUACUGGCCUAGAGACCGCAGUGGAUAUUCUCGAGCAAAUCGGAAUUUCUCCAGCCUUUUCCUUGAAGAUUCCUACUACAAAGGCCACCCUUGGAUGUCAGAAUAUAUGGACAACUAUAAUAUUUUCCUGAAGAAGUUACAAUGGUCUACUCGGAAUCCUGUGUCGUCUUUCUGCUCUGCAGUGAAGCCUAUACCCCAUCUCUCCCAUGGGAUGCCCUCACAGACUCCAAUAGCAGUGAACACAGCCCUCUGA